This is a messenger RNA of Etheostoma cragini (Arkansas darter), 2689 nucleotides long. It is a transcript of the gene scai, whose product is annotated as suppressor of cancer cell invasion. Gene Ontology annotation, molecular function: transcription corepressor activity. The transcript has 17 exons. The coding region runs from base 251 to 1948 and encodes 565 amino acids. Gene Ontology annotation, biological process: DNA-templated transcription. The record is from RefSeq and is a predicted model, not a curated record. NCBI's taxonomy places the organism in Eukaryota, Metazoa, Chordata, Actinopteri, Perciformes, Percidae. Gene Ontology annotation, cellular component: nucleus.
GCAUGCGCGACUCAUUUCUGCACUCGAGUUGAUCGGGGAGGGGACAGCUUCAACAGACAUCAGUCCGGCUCGUUGGACAGUGGUCCAUCGCCAGUUACACACAGCGAGAUGCCAAGAAAGGAGGGCUUCAACUAACAUUACAGAGCUCGUCGGGGCUUUUGUACUGUUUUUUUUUUUAGAAGCAUCAUUGUGGUAACGUUAAUCUGUUCAUCAGCGUUUGCCAACUGGCGAGGUGUAAAAAGUUAGUGUCAUGACUGGAGCUGAGACUGAGGAUGAUAUUCCAUUGGGUGAAAGGAAGACUGUCACAGACUUCUGCUAUCUCCUGGACAAGUCCAAACAACUCUUCAAUGGGCUAAGAGACCUUCCUCAGUAUGGACACAAGCAGUGGCAGUCCUACUUUGGACGGACUUUUGAUGUCUACACUAAGCUGUGGAAAUUUCAGCAGCAGCACAGGCAGGUUCUGGACAGUCGAUAUGGCUUGAAGAGAUGGCAGAUUGGGGAAGUUGCAUCCAAAAUUGGACAGCUUUACUACCACUACUACCUUCGUACCUCAGAAACAAGUUACCUGAAUGAGGCCUUUUCAUUCUACUCAGCCAUUCGUCAGCGCUCCUACUACUAUCAGGUCAACAAAGAAGACAGGCCAGAAUUAGUAGUGAAGAAGCUUCGAUAUUAUGCUCGCUACAUAGUCGUCUGUUUACUGCUGAACAAGAUGGACCUAGUCAAAGUAUUGGUGAAGGAGUUAUCUGAGGAAAUCGAAGAUUACACACAGCGAUUCAACACAGAGGACCAAUUGGAAUGGAACUUGGUUCUACAGGAAGUGGCAGCUUUUGUAGAGGCUGAUCCAGUGGUAGUUCUGAAUGACAACACUUCUGUCGUAGUCACCAGCAAUCGGCUGCAGGAGGGAAAUGUGCCUCCACUGGAACAAGGCAUGGUGGUUGGGCAGCUCGUCCUUGCAGAUGCACUAAUCAUCGGCAACUGUAACAACCAGGUGAAGUUCAGUGAAUUAACCAUCGAUAUGUUCCGCAUGCUUCAAGCUUUGGAAAGGGAACCUGUAAACCUGGCGACACAGACGCCAAAACAAGGAACUCUGGAGCCCAAUGAGAAGCCAGCUAAAAGAGAAAACCCUCACAAGUAUUUGUUGUACAAACCAACAUUCAGCCAGCUUUUUACUUUCUUGUCGGCCUCGUUUAAGGAAUUGCCUGCCAACAGCGUUCUGCUUGUCUACCUGUCAGCAACUGGAGUCUUCCCUUCUGGGCAUUCAGAUUAUGAAGGACCAUAUGAUUUUGGAGGAGUUCUAACAAAUACAAAUCGAGAUGUGGUGAAUGGAGAGACGGCGCAGAAAAGGAAUCAGGCCCAGAAAGAAAUGCACUGCCUUCACCCAGGGGACUUAUUCCCUUUCACCCGGAAGCCUCUUUUUGUCAUUGUGGAUUCAUCUAACAGCACAGCCUAUAAGCAUUUCACAAAUCUGUUUGGCCAGCCUCUGGUGUGCCUACUAUCACCUACAGUAUACCCCAAGAGUGUGCAAGAUCAGUCUCAGCGUGGGAGUCUAUUCACACUGUUCCUCUACAGCCCACUGUUGGCUUUUUCUUCUGUGUGUGGCUUAAACAGCGUCCAACGAGGCCUGUGGGAAAAGGCUCAAGAAUUUCUUCGUAAAGUCUACCGUGACAUUGGGCAGAUGAUAACUCGAUCACGGACCAUAGAUCAAGCCUUUUUGCAAUUCUUUGGUGAUGAGUUCCUUCGGCUGCUGCUGAUCCGCUUUGUGUUCUGCUCAGCUGCAUUGAGACUGCAUAAACUCUUUCGGGAGUCCCAGAGCUUCCCAGAGUCCUACCCUGAGCUCCCUAAACAGGAUACAGUGGAGAGCAGCCUUCUACAGAAGCAUAUUUUGGAGCUGGCAACCAUGCUGGAUGUACAGAGCCUAUUUUGGGAUGAUCCACUAGAAGUCUACUAACAUCUUUGCACAGGGAAAAAUGGCAUACGUGUACAUACAGACUUAACUGCCGGAGCCCUCACAAUUGUCAUUAUUCUUUUGUAUAUAUUUUUUUUUACUGGUAAUGAAAUACUGAUUCAGCACAAAGAAUUUCAUGUACUGACAUUCUACAUUUUAACGUUGCAAAUGUAGGGCUAUGUUAAAAUGUUGACAUAGAUAAGCCCGAGUUGAAUACAGUAUGAAUUCCCCAUUUUGAGUCUAAACGGCUGGCCUCAUAAAUAUAAGCAGCAUGUAGGACAUAGGGGUAAACAAACUCACCAUUCCCCAUUUAAAUGUAAGUUUAAAAACGGCAGCCUUAGACUAUAUUCCUCAUGAUAGAAAUUUGUCUUUUAAAAAAAAUAUAUAUAUAUUUAUCAUUGUUUAUUGAACGAAAGGUUGUGUAAGCCUUAAGGAUGGAGAAAUAAAAAGUCCUGGGCAGCUUCAAGCUAUGACUGUCUAUCUGUAUGAAGGCAAAGCAGGGUGGUGAGAACGCAGUACUAACAAAACCCUUCACUGCAUCAGUACAAAUUAAAAACAAGUAUAAUGUUAGCACAUUAUUCCCACAUGAGGUUGGAAUUUGAAGGAUUUCACCUAAAAUGUUACUGGUAUUUGCCAAACAGUGCUUGCUGUAUAACAGCUUAACUUGUAGCAGGGUGAGGUGCAUGAGUUCACGUUGUGUUUUGUAGGUCCAAGUUAGUAAACUUAUCACACUACUUCGUGGCA